UAUAGAAAAAUGAGAGAGACAAAUUUAAAUUAGAGAUAUGGAGAAAAUUUUUGUUUUCCUUUGAAUUUCUUCGAUUUUUUUUUCCGAAUUUUUUCUGGAUUUUUUCGAAUUUUUUUUUGUUUUUCUUAUUUUUAUGUUUGUACCCCGAAUCCUGAGGGCACGUUUUUCGGGGAGCGUUGGAGUAUGACUGACAGUAAAUUGUGAGUGUUAUUCUGUCAGUUAUUUUCCAACGCUCCCCCCCCCCCUUCCGCAGGAUUUGGGGUAUAACUUUACUUAUUUUAUUUAAUUUUUCAUUGUUUUUCUAGGAUAUUUUUCGUUUGUUAAAUAAAGUUUAUUCAAUUAUGGCAAGGUCAGAAUCAUUUUUUGAUGCUGAAUUGCCAGCUGAUCCAAGUAGCAGUUAUCGGCACGUAUCAACUACAAAUUACAAUAAUUAUGUGGAGGAUGAAGAAGAUAUUGGAUUAGAUUAUGGAGUGGAAGUUAACGAUGAGAAUGAUGAUUUGGGGUUUGGGGAUGAUGAAGAAGAAGAUGAUUUGGGCCUUUUACCACCUGGACCUCCUAUUAGACAUUUUGGCAAUUAUGAAGAGGAGGAGGAAGAUGAUGAAAUUGGUUUGAAUAGAAUGCCUCCUAUGCCUGAUGAAGAGGACGAUAUUUUUGGGUUUAUUUUUUUAAAAUUAUUUUGGGGGGAGAAAACUAGUGGGUAUUUUAUCCUUGUGUGCUUCAGUUUCUUGCCGUUUUCCGGAUUUCCUAUUGGUUUUCACUGGGCAUAUUCGCCUUUCUAA
This is a messenger RNA of Meloidogyne enterolobii, 779 nucleotides long. Lineage: Eukaryota; Metazoa; Nematoda; Chromadorea; Rhabditida; Meloidogynidae. The record is from the annotation of a GenBank genome assembly.